AUGGCAUCGCAAUCAUAUCCAUCCUCAUUUGAUGAGCCAAUGCAAGAGGAGGAGACCUUCCUUGAUAAACUCAAGUUCAAGUGCAAACAGCAACCGCUUGUUCCACUGGGAUGUCUUGCUACAUGUGUUGCUAUUGGUCUUGCAACCCAUGCGAUCAGAAAGGGUAAUUCUCCCACUGCUCAGAAAUGGUUCAGAAUGAGAGUUGUGUUCCAGGGCCUAACCAUAGUGGCGCUACUGGGUGGUUCUGUGAUUUACGAUAAUGUUGCGAAGGAAGAAAAGAGUGCAGAGGACAUUGCUCGUGAAAAAGCUAAACUCAGAGAGAGAUUGUGGAUUGAAGAGUUGGAGAGGAGAGACUACGAGGCCAAGGAGAGACAGCGCCGCGCAGAAUUAGCGCGUAAGUAUAAGCUUUCUGAGGAGUCGGAGAAAUGA
Kuraishia capsulata CBS 1993 is the source of this 429-nucleotide messenger RNA. RefSeq lists its product as uncharacterized. Gene Ontology annotation, biological process: mitochondrial respirasome assembly. Gene Ontology annotation, cellular component: mitochondrion. Lineage: Eukaryota; Fungi; Ascomycota; Pichiomycetes; Pichiales; Pichiaceae. Bases 1 to 429 code for a protein of 142 amino acids. The record is from RefSeq and is a predicted model, not a curated record. The transcript has 2 exons.